GAUGAAUCAGUUGGUCUCAACUCGUGCUUGCGAAAGGUUCGGUGUUUGUUGCAGCUUCUGAUCAGGUGUGUAAAGUGUUCUACUUGGUCGUUACUUUCAGUGUGUUUCUUCCGGGUGUCGUUUUUGGUGACUGUGUGUUGUUAUCAGCGAAGAUCUGCGUGCGUGAGUUUAUGUCGUGACUCCACAGGGUUCUUGGCUUGGUUUUUGCGGCUAUUACUCUCACCAGGUCAAGUCAAGCCAGGACGUUUCACUAAAGCAAAUGCCAUUGAGCCGUCGAAACAAUCGCAGAGACUAAUCGUGGGUUAGCGCAGAAGAAAGAUGUGCAUUCCAGGAAAAUUCUUCGAAGCAGAAUUGAGUUCGUAAAAAAAAGAAGAGAAGCGCAGUCCAUUUAUGGGAAGAAUGGUGCAUUGAAAGAACGAAACGAAAGAAGGAAAAAAUACACAUACGAUACAUUAUGCUAAUUGAGGUGCUCAUUGUUGACUUACCCAAGCUCGGGGUCUGCGAAUGUGUAUGAAAAUUAAAUAGUGUGAACAUUGCGCUUUCCGGGGUUCAAGCAGGUUAUCACCUAACGAUAUCGAGUGCAAGUGAUUGAUUAUAAUUAUAGCUGUUGCUACAAGAACGUUACUUUUGGCGUGUCUGAUUCAAUUCACUUUUCAGAGCAUUUCAGAAAACGAAAUGUACAAAAUCAGUCUUGUGCGGUGAGCCGGGGUAAAUUUGAUACUGAUACUAGUGGUUAGCUGGUGCGGAAGAAGACUAAUUAUUUUCGGUGUUACGACUCUGGCGUUGAAAGGUGGUGACUUUGAAGUGUGCUAUUUGUUAUUUCGCUGACGAUUCAGAUAGUCGCAGUCAAUCAUCGCGGCGUCAGGAGCGCACCAGAGGGCGCGGCGGGUGAAGUGAAAACGGACAACUCGAAAGUGCCUACUUGGUGAAAAGUCAAAAAAAUAAGCACGCGUUAAAAAUCAUCAGCCCAAUGGAAAGCGAGAAACGUUAUUGUCGAUCUCAGCUGAUUAUUAUUUAAUCACUUCACGUGUACGUGUGUGUUUGUGUGCGUACGUCUGUGCAAAGCCGCAGCCUGCAAAAAGUGCAACCAUAGGAGCAUUGGCUAGCAGCAAUUACGAGAUUCGAGAUAGCAAAGCAUCGACUUAUUGGCACCGGUCGUUACACGUACACCGGGACGUCCCGCAGCCUUCGCCGGCAGCUUUUGGUUGGAGGGAAAUAUGUAACAGUGCCGAAGGAAAAGCGAGAAAAAUAAAUCGAACCCGGUUAGUGAUUGCGGUUGGCUAUAAAAAGAGAAAAAUUAUAAUAACAGAAAAUAAAUAAUAAAAUAAGAAAGGAAAAGUGACGUAGGUAGUGGCGCGACUGCAUCUCUUCGGGUUAGCUGCAACUGGUUUCGGUUUAAUGGAGCGGCAACAGUUCUCGGCUCCGAAUGGGUACGCAGUUUGGUACCCGCAGCUUAUGGGAAAGUGAUGAUUUAUAAUAAUUUUUCAUUUUUAUAGAGAUUGGAAAAUAUAGCAGUAAAAAGUUGAACGGAACGUACUAUCACGGAACUUUUCUCGGUGCGUACUCGUGAGGUUUUGACAGCUUAGCCUUUAAUGUGCUACUGGGCAGUAAAAUUAUAAUUGAAACCUUAAAAACCAGGGUAGAUAGAGCACACAGUGAAGCUUCAAUUUAGAUUUAUUGGCUUUACUAGCCCGUGAGCCUAGAUAGAAGCGGUUUUUUUACUCAAGAAGAGCACAGGAAAGUCAUAACAGCCGCAAAGUGUCGUACAAGGGGAGAAUGCCUCCGGGUAAUCAACCGGAGACGAACGGGUCCACCGGUCCGCCAAGUCGAACGCCAUCCCUCAUGGAUAGUCCGACACUGGCUCGGGUCGAACGGGCCCGACUCAGACAGGAGGCGGCAGCCGGAGCGAACGGAAGUUUUAGUAAUCAACAGCAACGGGAAGAUAGCCUGGAGCGAGCGCUGCUGGAUCCAAAGAAGUCGCUGCUAAUUGGACGCAUCCCGGUAGCCCAGAUGACCGGACCGAUCAAACGGGGCUUGCUGUGGCAGCAGCGGGACCGACUUUUCUCCAGAUGGAAGGAAAGAUAUUUCAUCUUGACACGUGACUAUCUCAACUGCUUUAAACGAGCCUCCGGAUCGGGAUCGGAGAAAAUUUCCGACAUGGGCCAGUUCAUUUUUAAGAUAAAACUGGUUGACGUUGAGAAGGUCGAGUGGAUGAACCGCAGGUCGUACAGCGCAAUUGGCUUGCUUCUCGGUGCGCGAGAAGGUCGCGUUUUAUUGCGCUGCGAGCAGGGUCUGGAGGACUGGUUUGAGCUGCUAGAGGAGUGCACCCUGAGCAGCAAGGAACGGCGUCGGGCGCUCCGGCUUACCCAGGGACCACGCUCGCGUGCCUCUUUGGCAGCACCGGUUUCACACGCCUCGCUGCAAAACAACCACUUGGGCCUAGGAGGAACUUACUCGGGUGCGAUUGAGGACUGGUUGAUGUCCAGGCACCACAAAACCGCUACCAAUCUGAAUCACUUGCACUUCCUGCACUCGGACUCGGUGCCGGAUCUGAGCGCCAUCAGCGAGAAUGGGCUGAUGAAUGGAAUGCUGACAAAUCAAUCCACUCCUAAGAAGGUACCGAACGCGAGACAUAACCAUCUUGGUAACCCCAACAACGGAUAUAGCAGUAGCAGUAUCUAUAAUGGGUUCCCGUAUUCUCCGCUCAAGAAGUUGUCCGAUAACUUCAUCAACGGAAACAGCACCUACAUCAUCAACGACGAGGAUGAGGAAGUCGAGUUGCGCCGCGGUGGUCGUUAUCGUGAUAACGAUGACCUAUACAGACGCCCUCUAGGGCCUACAGGAAACGAAACCAAGAGACAUUCACUGCUCACAGAUUUGGACUAUUCCGCAUGUGACAGUGGUCUUGAUACGCCACCUUCAACCCACCGUCCGUCGAGCUGCCGGGACAACAUGUAUUUGGUGGCCGCCUACAACCAUCACAACCAAAGUUUGAAUAAGGAUAAAACCACAGACACCGGGAUCAGUUCCUCACGCGGUACUCUGGUCUCACCGGCAAACAGUAUCCGUCAUGGGUUUCUCAACAACAACAAUAACAACAUGAAUAGCUAUGGCUCGAGAUACAGCGUACAGGAGCAGAAGAUUCUCCGAUCUCGCAAUCAUCCGGAGGACAACAAAAAUUCGAUUCGUUCGAUUCGUGCCGAGUUUUUCGAGCAGAACAAGUAUAAUAACAACAGUACGAACAACAACAACAGUAGUCCGAUUACGAACGGACAUUAUCAUCCUCACUCGCAACAUCAGGGAACUAUUGGCAGCAAUGGGAAUAUUCACCAGCUGCAUCAUCAAUUGCUGCAACAACAGCAGCAGCUACAGCAUCAACAGCAACAUCACGUUAACGGGUUGAACAAUAACAGCAACGGACAUCACUACAAUGGCAAUAGUAUUAACGGUAGCGCCAACGGAAAUGGAACGGCGGCACUACGCGAACGCUAUCAACAUCCGGCACUUGCUGCCAUCAUCAGUGAUUCACAGGGAAUGAAGUUUAGAGAUCGUUCCUACUCGGACUGUCAGCAGGUGCCACGCCGGCAGUGGAUCACCAACACGCCAAGCCCAAAGCGCAUUCCAUACCUGGGAACUCCACCGACUCGUGUCUAAACUGUAUAGAAAUGCAAGCAAAAAAAAAGCUGUGGUACAUCCAUCCAAAAAUGGAUGAAAAAAUAACUAUUCAAAUUUCCCCAGCUAGCCAGUAGGGAAAGAUUGCUAAAAAGUAAACUGUUUCAAUUUUGCAUAGGCUCACGAUAUGCCCCACUAAGGAGUUCAGAUUGAUCAAUUAAAGGUUAGUCCGUGUGAUUUCGUAAAGUGCGCAUACUCCCGCGAUCGUCGUCGUGAAAUGCUACGCAGAAUUUUACUAUUCAUGCCACUCUAGUAGAUUCAUAGGCUUACUGUUGUAAUAGGGCAUAAAACAUAUCAACGAGUGAGUGCAAUAGGUACUGCAAAAAGAAAGUGAACUCGUGAACAUUACAUCGAAGCGAAUUAUUGGGAUUCAAGAAAAAAAAAACCUUGUAUACUAAUUGCUUUAUGCGCCAAAAUUAUUUUUUACGUUUUGAUAAGCAGCUUGCAUUAUUUUUGAUCGAUUGUUGCCUAUUUUUUUAUCAUAAAACGCUGAAAAUAUUUUGCAAAAUUUGUUGGUUGAAAAAAUCGAAUAUAUUAAAUUCAUUCGUUACCGAAACGCUUCAAUACGUAUUUAGAACUGUGUUUGUUGGGCAUAAAUUUGAAUUUGUCCAGGUAAUAAUGCUAUAAGCCCUCGAAAUGCGAACUAGAUCAAAACGAUCUCGGCAAACGCGUAGAAACGCACUGGCCUCCAGUUUACGCUACUGCACAUUAGAUGCGAAAAGCAACUGAAGCAUGUGUUCAUGAUAAUAAUCAAAUCGUACGAUAUUCGAGAGUUUCACCGCUGAAUAAAAACAAAAACAACUUUGUAGAACAAACCGUGUUAGUGAAUAAAAGUACUAUCGAAAA
Messenger RNA from Wyeomyia smithii (pitcher-plant mosquito), 4518 nucleotides. RefSeq lists its product as uncharacterized. Lineage: Eukaryota; Metazoa; Arthropoda; Insecta; Diptera; Culicidae. The transcript is spliced from 8 exons. Gene Ontology annotation, biological process: actin cytoskeleton organization. The record is from RefSeq and is a predicted model, not a curated record. Gene Ontology annotation, cellular component: plasma membrane. The coding region runs from base 1777 to 3654 and encodes 625 amino acids.